Metschnikowia bicuspidata var. bicuspidata NRRL YB-4993 is the source of this 900-nucleotide messenger RNA. It is a transcript of the gene TAF4, whose product is annotated as Taf4p. Gene Ontology annotation, biological process: transcription initiation at RNA polymerase II promoter. Gene Ontology annotation, molecular function: RNA polymerase II general transcription initiation factor activity; DNA binding. Bases 1 to 900 code for a protein of 299 amino acids. Gene Ontology annotation, cellular component: transcription factor TFIID complex. The transcript has a single exon. The record is from RefSeq and is a predicted model, not a curated record. NCBI's taxonomy places the organism in Eukaryota, Fungi, Ascomycota, Pichiomycetes, Serinales, Metschnikowiaceae.
AUGGGCCUCAACUACGGCCCACUUCCCACCGCACAAGACAAGGACAAGCCUGAAGACCCAACCAAGCUCAAUGACGCACUUGCAGCGGCAGGCGUGGAUAUCCAGCGAGAAGAAGAGUUGCUAUCGACAAAUUACAAUCGAAGUGCACUCAAUCUCCACCAGCAACAGAUGGCGAAUCGGCAACGGCAGACGUAUGGCCUGUUGAACGCUUUCCUACAUCCAUAUCACGUGGCGCUCUUUAUGAAUCGCACGGCCCGUGAGAACGGUGUUAUGCAGAACUUCAUGAUCGACCCGGAAAUGUUGGAGUUCAUGUCCAGUGCGUGUAAGGAGUGGCUCUCUGACAUCGUGACAAAAACUGUAGCACUAGCAAAGCACCGGAGACGCGGCAUCCCCGCUUUCAAUCCCAAAAACAAAGCGGCAGGCAAGCAAAAAGUAAGCCCGCCUUCUCAGCGGUCUGAAGUAUCGAAAGAGCUCAGGAACUUAGCACUCAAGCAAAAAGAUUUGGAGGAGCGCAGGGUGGCGAAAAGAGCUCUUUUGGGGCUCGAAAAAAGCGAUGACGUAGCACCCGACUCGGCCAAUAAGGCGGGCGCCGAAGAAACCUUACACAGAGCAGCAAACGCCACCGCUGCAAUGAUGACCAUGAACCUGUCGCGGAAGAAGUACUCCUGGAUGACAUCUGCUGCAGGUAACUCAAGUGAAGAGAGUAAGAAUAGCGGCGCUAAGGACUCAAACUCGAAGCAGAGCUCGCUCAUAGCUUCUAGAGGAGACAACGGCUUGCGCUUCAGAGAGAUUCGUACGGGCAACAUGAUCUCGUCUAAGGAUCUUCUUGGAGUCCUCGAGGACGAGCGCGUAGGCACGGCCAAAGCAGUUGUGAAAGGCUAUGCAAGGUUGAAAGACUAA